This is a messenger RNA of Sebastes umbrosus (honeycomb rockfish), 3401 nucleotides long. RefSeq names its product src substrate cortactin-like. Bases 169 to 1785 code for a protein of 538 amino acids. Gene Ontology annotation, molecular function: actin filament binding. Gene Ontology annotation, cellular component: focal adhesion; actin filament; site of polarized growth. The transcript has 16 exons. NCBI's taxonomy places the organism in Eukaryota, Metazoa, Chordata, Actinopteri, Perciformes, Sebastidae. The record is from RefSeq and is a predicted model, not a curated record. Gene Ontology annotation, biological process: regulation of actin filament polymerization.
GUCGGAGAGAAACUGGAUACUGGGAGAGCCGGAAGCUGUUUCUCCAUCAACGCUUUGAGGUGAGAACUGAAACAUCCAACAGGAGUACUCUCUCUGAACAGAACAUCAGAACAGCACUCACACUCUGGUCGGAGCUCCUCUGUGGGAGACGUGUGUGUUGCACUAAAGAUGUGGAAGGCAGCAGCUGGACAGUCAGUCAACAUGGCUGUAAAUGACGAUGGGGACGACUGGGAGACCGACCCCGACUUUGAGAAUGACGUAUCGGAGAAGGAGCAGCGCUGGGGGGCCAAGACGGUGGAGGGCUCAGGACAUCAGGAGCACAUAGAUAUCCACCGGCUGCGUCAGACGGUGUCCACGGAGCACACCAGCUUGAAGCAGAAGGAGUUGAACACCAUGCCUAAAGCCUCGCAUGGAUAUGGAGGAAAGUUUGGAUUACAGCAGGACCGCAUGGACAAGUCUGCUGUGGGUCAUGACUACCAGAGCAAUUUGUCCAAGCACUGCUCCCAGACGGAUACCUCCAAGGGCUUUGGAGGGAAGUUUGGAGUGCAAGCUGACCGCGUUGACCAGUCAGCUGUUGGGUUCGAGUACGCCGGGAAGACAGAGAAACACGCUUCACAGAAAGACUACUCCACUGGGUUUGGGGGGCGAUACGGCGUGCAGGCAGAUCGUGUCGACCAGAGCGCAGUGGGCUUCGAUUACCAGGGCAAAACCGAGAAACACGAUUCCCAGAAAGAUUAUGCCAAGGGCUUUGGCGGCAAGUUUGGUGUUGAUACCGACAACGUGGACAAGUGCGCUGUGGGCUUUGAGUACCAGGGCAAAACCGAGAAGCAUGAGUCACAGAAAGACUACGUGAAGGGCUUUGGGGGCAAGUUUGGUGUGCAGACGGACAGACAGGAUAAAUCAGCGCUGGGAUGGGACCACCAGGAGAAACUACAGCUUCACGAGUCCCAGAAAGACUAUAAGCGUGGGUUUGGAGGGCAGUAUGGGGUAGAGAAGGAGAAGCAGGACCAGUGUGCCCUGGGCUAUGAGCACAAGGAGAGCCUGGCUAAGCACGAGUCCCAGAAAGAUUAUUCUAAAGGAUUCGGAGGGAAAUUUGGGGUUCAGAAUGACAGGAUGGAUAAGAGCGCAGGGACUUUUGAUGAGAUGAAGCCAACCCCAGCUUACCAGAAAACCAAACCUGUGGAGGCUGCCGGCAACAGCACAGGAAGCAUCAAGGCUCGCUUUGAGAACAUCGCCAAACAGAAGGAGGAGGAGGACAGGAAGAGGGCCGAGGAGGAGCGAGUGCGUCGUCAGACUAGGGACAAGCAGGAGCAAGAGGAUGCGCGCCGUAAAUUCGAAGAGACGGCCAGGGCCCCUUCUCCCGUCCCCGCUGCGAGUCCCAGUCCCAGUCCCAGUCCCACUCCCAGCCCAACUCCACCAGUCCAGACAGUUGCUGCCCCAGCCCCAGCAUACCAGAAGACAGAGGAAGUGUCCCACGAUACUGCUGAGGAGAACAGAGAGCAGCUGUACGAGGCGGAGCCACAGAACCAGAACCAGGAGGCACCGCAGGAAGACCUCUACCGGACCCCCGAGGACACGGCAGCAGCAGGAGACGAGUACGGCGAGGACCUCGGGGUGACAGCGGUGGCCCUGUACGACUACCAAGCAGCUGGUGAAGAUGAGAUAUCCUUUGACCCCGAUGACAUCAUCACCAACAUCGAGAUGAUCGACGAAGGCUGGUGGCGAGGCGUGUGCGGUGGCGCCUACGGCCUUUUCCCAGCCAACUACGUGGAGGUUCGGCAAUGAGGACGCCCCAGCAAGAUGACCCGUGACCCCGUCCUUGUGCAAAGAAACAAAGAGGAAGGAGACAAUUUCAAAUCUCUUUUUUCACAAUUUGGUCUCUUCACCUCAUCUUCGUUCUUCGACACUGUGCGAGACGUCUUCAGGUCUCCUAACUGGCUUUUUCUCUUUUUCCAUCCUUCCUCCACCUAUUCCACUUUCAGAUCACAUUGUUCUUCUCUGUGCAACAGACGACAGAGAGGAUGAGUUAUAGAACUCUUUAUCUGGGCUUGCUCUGCACCUCUGCUAUGUAAUAGUUAAAGUUACAAAAUGCAACUUAGAUGUUCAGGGCCUAAAAAUUCGCUUCAUGCCUCACAGACAGAAGUUGCAUUUUGAAGCCCCCCCUUCCAUAGAUACCGUAUUAGAGUUCAGCUUCAGGUAUAUUUGCAUCUUCACAUGUUAGAGAGAAAUUUUAGUCUCACCAAAGACCAGAGUAAUAACAGCAAUUAUCUUGAAAUGUCUGGAAUGAGUCUUGUGCACGGGGCUCAGAGCACUCGCUCACUGUUUGGUAGCUCAACCUUAAAUGUGAGCAGGAGCAGUUUGAAGUGGAAAACAAGCCUCCACACUGGAUUAUAAUGUAUAUUGUUGGCUAUAAACUCUCCAGAACAUCGACUAUGGACCAAAAAGCUGAUAAACCCCCUUUGCUUCUUGGUCUGUCUGCAUAAAGUUUGCUAUGUUGCACAGGAGUUUAAAUUCCCCUCCCAAUUGAAGCUGCACAGAUCAUCGAUGGGGAAACUAAGCUUCGGUUAGAGCUUCAUCUAGUACGAAUACAUCCAACUUUUCUCUGAACACUUGCAUCAGUCCUGGUGUUGAUCAUACAUGAUCAAUAAUAAGGUUUCUUCCUUUGCUGAUUAAAUUGUUCGUAUAAUAACAGGGCCAUAAUGUCAAAGACUUCAUUUACGCUGUGGCAAAUCACAAUCUAAACGUCGAUACUACAGCUUAUAGUAUUAUUUUAAUCAUCUUCAUACAUUAUACUGGUUAAUUGUUGAUAUCAUGCUUAAGAUCAUGUACAGAGAGAUCAUGAUUUAUGACGCUUUCAGAAAUAAUAGUUUUGAAAACAUUUUUGUUCCCUGUCACUGUGGUUUUCUUUGGAUGUGGACAAGACUUGUGUAUUGUGAACGCUUGGGUUUUUGUGUCAUAGUAUGUUGAUAUUAUGCACAUGUGAGGCAUGAUGACGACUGCUCUGGAGCGCCGCUAACAUCCCUCAUCAUGACCAAACAGUGUGCGUUGACCUCAAGAGUGAGUAUGUGCGAUUUAUCGGCAGUAAAGAGUAGAAAUGUAUAUCCGGCUGAUGUUAAGGGAAGAGGCUUUGGUGUAUUCUCCAAACACUAAUUAUUUCUAACAGACGGCAAGUUUGACAAACUGCUAGUCUGUGUUUCGCAGUAGUGUAGCUUAAACAGGUAUGUGUGCGCGAGUGUGAGGGAUGUCAUUAAAUUCAUCCUAAGGGGUUUUAUAAUAAAUAAAAAAAAGUGACCUUUUCAAAUGCAUUAUUUUUAUCUGUACCUCUGUUUGCUUGAGUCACAUCAUUACCUGCUUGUUCUUUUUUUUUAGUUUCAAUAAAUAAACUAUGAAUUAUAAGCUUG